AACUGGGUUGCUAAAUUGAUUUGAAAGAUAUUCCGUUGAUUAAAUAAAAUGUACAUUACAACAAGAAGGGAGUAACGAUCAAUUUACCAUUUGAAAGUAUAAGCAUUUCUUGAAUUGUCCAAGGCUUAUUUGAUCAUUCAUCUCAAUCAAAUCAACUUCAAUUACACCAAUUGACAAACAUUUUUUUAACUCUCUUUCAACCUCUUUUAGUCAACCAGAAACAUAUUGACAAUAAACAAUUUACAGAAUUGAUCUAAUAAAGUUGAAAUGUAAAAAAAGUCAAUCAUUUCUGUUGAAUCUAAAUUUCCCUCGCUUCAAUAUCUUCUUGCAAGGAACGAUGGCGAAACCAGAGACAAAACCUAAAUACAGUAAAAGCUUGAGCCAUGAGCGUGUUGAACAUAUUUCAGAUAUAAUUGGUUCCUGGGGUCCACUUCAGAAGCGACUUUUCCUAUUUUUGGGAAUUAUUUAUUGUGUAGCUCCAUAUAACAAUGCAAGUUUAUUUUUUUAUGCCAUUAAAAGUGAUAUCGUCUGUGUUGAAUCGGAUGAUUCAGAGACUUCAAUUGAAGCAGAUCAAUGUACAUUUGAUGAAUUGGAUUCUUGUGCAUCUUGGUAUCACAAUGUGACCAGGACAACAAUAACCAAAGAGUGGGAUUUGGUUUGUGAGCGUUACUGGCUUCGAUCAGUUGUCCUCUCGUCUUACCAGUUUGGCUACCUAGUCUCAGGUCUGAUUGUUGGUUACAUCUCGGACAGGCAUGGACGCAAACUGGCCAUUUUGUUUUGCAUUUUACUGGAGAUUGUCUGUAGUCUCGGUCUUAUUUUAUCACCAAAUGUUUACGUUUUCAUAGCAAUCCGAGUUUUCCAUGGUAUUGGUGGCUAUGGACGUUAUUUGGCCUCAGUUAUUUUGCUCAUGGAAAGUGUGGGACCCAACCUUAGAGGUCGAAUCCUUAUCUGUUAUGAAUGGGUUUGGUUUCUCGGGGAAUAUGUCAUGAUGUUUGUCACCUAUCAUGUACCCAAGUUUAAAUACAUUUACAUGGGAUCAAUGAUUUUCCAAUUACUAUGCAUUGGAAUUGUAACAAUAUUACCUGAAUCAGCUCGAUGGCAACUUGUGGUUGGACAAAUUGACAGAGCUGAGGAAACGUUGCGCUUGUAUGCCAAAAAGAGGAAAUCUAAAGGUGCUGAGAGUGACACUGAAACUGCUAACAAAGACGACGAACAAAAGGAACUGUUUGACCUUAAACUUGACAAAUUGCGGGGUCAUCUAUAUUCUGGAGAAAGGCCAACUACAUUUAGAGGAUUAUUUUAUUUGAUUCGUCAACCACGAAUCUCUCGAUUUUGCUUUGCAUUGUAUGUUAUCUGGUUUCUUCGGACAUUCAUUGGAUGGGGAUUAAUCUAUAGUACACUUGAUCUUUCUGGUAAUGUUUUCAUCAACAAUGCAAUCAUCUUAACAGCAAGUGUCCUAGCCAAUCUAUUCAUGACCUGGAAAAUUGAUUCCUUCCGCCGUCGAUCAAUGUUAAUCACGUUUUUCUUGAUGACCUCUGUUUUGCUUUGUGCCUCAAUUGCAUUCGUUGAAUCUCAUCAAUAUAUUAUUCCUCGGAUGAUUUUGAUUGCCUCGGGUAAAUUUUUCUCAACAGCCAUCUACAGUUUAGUUUAUGUUUACACAUCAGAAAUAUUUCCAACCAACAUUCGUCACCUUGGUGUUGGAACUUGCUCCAUGGUAUCAAGAAUUGCCUCCAUUUCAGUUCCAUUCUUAGCUCAAUUGACUGCCGCUACAAGUCUGAAAUUAACUUUUGGUAUAUUUGCUGCAAUGGGAAUCGUUGGAGCAUUAGCAGCAACAUUAUUACCCGAAACAAAAGGCAAAGAGAUUCCUGAUACAAUUGAAGGAAUGGUUGAAAUACAUGCAAUUAACAAACCAUGAACAGUUCUAGAAUUAAAAUGAAUUAAUUACUGCUUUAAAACAUUUAAGAUUUUGCUUUGAAAAUUUAGCAACAAGAGAUUCAAGUUUGUAUAUUGUUAUUGAUAAUUUUACCAAAAACAUAAUUUAUAAUGACUAACCUAAACAUUGUAUUUUCAAGACUCAACUCAAAAAUAAAGAUUACUCUCACUUUAUUUGUGAAA
Messenger RNA from Tetranychus urticae (two-spotted spider mite), 2115 nucleotides. RefSeq names its product organic cation transporter protein. Gene Ontology annotation, biological process: transmembrane transport. NCBI's taxonomy places the organism in Eukaryota, Metazoa, Arthropoda, Arachnida, Trombidiformes, Tetranychidae. Gene Ontology annotation, molecular function: transmembrane transporter activity. The record is from RefSeq and is a predicted model, not a curated record. Gene Ontology annotation, cellular component: membrane.